AAAAGAUGGAAAAGUUUAAAGAAAAAUUAAAUAUACUUCGUGAACAAGCUGAAAGUGCUACUGCUGCUGGUGAUGAAUAUGCAAGCUUGAUAAAACAAUUAGAAGCUGAAGAUAUUCAAAAGAGUCAUGAAAUUAACUCUUUACAAUCCAAGAUCAAGUCUUUGGAAGAUCAGCUCGAAAAGACUGAAAAUAAACUGCAAGUCAUAAGCUUAAAGUCUCAAGAAGCUGAUAUAAAGGCAGAAUCCCUUGAAAAAACUGUCGGAGAGCUUGAAAAUCAAUUAGAAAAUGCUGAAUCAAGAUAUGAUGAAUUACAAGUGUUGAACAAAGCGAUCAUGGAAGAGAUGGCAGAGUAUGAGCGCCAAUUAGAAGUCGCUUAAAUGGAUAUUUAAUAUAAGCAAAAUAAAGCAUCAAUUUUUGACAGUUUUUUUAAUACACUAAAUGGGUUGUUUCAGGAACAAAAUUUAGAAAGAGCAUAAAAAGAG
Molecule: messenger RNA, 482 nt
Organism: Rhizopus microsporus ATCC 52813
Lineage: Eukaryota; Fungi; Mucoromycota; Mucoromycetes; Mucorales; Rhizopodaceae
Exons: 2
Coding region: 6-377 (123 amino acids)
Source: RefSeq, a predicted model, not a curated record